This is a messenger RNA of Kuraishia capsulata CBS 1993, 396 nucleotides long. RefSeq lists its product as uncharacterized. NCBI's taxonomy places the organism in Eukaryota, Fungi, Ascomycota, Pichiomycetes, Pichiales, Pichiaceae. Gene Ontology annotation, cellular component: ribosome; cytosolic small ribosomal subunit. Gene Ontology annotation, biological process: ribosomal small subunit assembly; translation. The record is from RefSeq and is a predicted model, not a curated record. The coding region runs from base 1 to 396 and encodes 131 amino acids. Gene Ontology annotation, molecular function: RNA binding; structural constituent of ribosome. The transcript has 2 exons.
AUGAAACUCUCGUUCCAAUUCAAGGGUGUUGAUUUGGCUGAUUUGCUGAAAUUGUCCAACGAGGACUUUGUCAAGUUGUGCCACGCCAGAGUGAGAAGAAGAUUCUCCCGUGGUAUCAACUCCAAGCCAACUGUCUUGAUCAACAAGUUGAGAGCUGCUAAGUUGGCCACCCCACCUAAUGAGAAGCCAGCCGUUGUCAAGACCCACCUCAGAGACAUGAUCAUUGUCCCAGAGAUGAUCGGUUCCGUCGUCGGUGUCUACAACGGUAAGGUCUUCAACGUUGUUGAGAUCAAGCCAGAGAUGGUUGGUCACUACUUGGGUGAAUUCUCCAUCACUUACAACCCAGUCCAACACGGUAAGGCCUCUGCCGGUUCCUCCAAGUUGAGAUUGUACUAG